Phasianus colchicus (ring-necked pheasant) is the source of this 3093-nucleotide messenger RNA. It is a transcript of the gene TXNRD1, whose product is annotated as thioredoxin reductase 1. Gene Ontology annotation, biological process: cell redox homeostasis; cellular response to oxidative stress; glutathione metabolic process. Gene Ontology annotation, cellular component: cytosol; mitochondrion. Gene Ontology annotation, molecular function: glutathione-disulfide reductase (NADPH) activity; thioredoxin-disulfide reductase (NADPH) activity; flavin adenine dinucleotide binding. The record is from RefSeq and is a predicted model, not a curated record. Lineage: Eukaryota; Metazoa; Chordata; Aves; Galliformes; Phasianidae.
CAGCGGGGCGGCGGGCUGUGAGCGCCGAAGUACAGAGAGCGGCCCAAAAAACUCGGUUUUGUGGUAAAGCGGGUGAAGCUCGGCAGGGCGCGUUUGUGUAUCGGCUUUCGGAGCUUCAGCCUCCGGUGCUCUUUGGAUGUAGUUAGUGGUGGCCGCGCUGGGGCUCUAUAGCGGUCCUACCUAUCUUAAAAGCGCUCAGGAUGUAGUAUUUCAAUGAGCAUUUACUGCUGAAGGAGUGUUGAGAAAGGGGCCUGUUUUUAAGGGUGUUCUUAUCAAUGCAGUAAUUGAGGAAGGGUGAAACUACAAUGCCUCGGCAGCUUUAAGAUGUCACAGAGCAUCUCAAGGCUUAUUAUACAGGAUGGAAAUUGUCAGUGAUGCAGCAAACAGGAACAGAGGUGUCUGUGAGAGAGCACGCAGAAGCUGUAAGGAGUGCAGUGCGAAUUAACCACAGCCAGUUUUCUUUGUGGAAGAGAAGCAAAUAGAAGGUCAUGGGAAAACUUUAAAGUUCUUGGGAGAUGAAAGGAGGAGAUCUGUUCUCAGUAUGAGAUCCCAUUUCUGAUUCCAACCCGUAAAGAAGACAAGCCUCAGGAACUGCCAGAAAUGAAUGGGAAUACAGAAGUGCCCCAUUCCUAUGACUAUGACCUCAUUGUCAUCGGUGGAGGCUCAGGCGGUCUGGCUGCUGCCAAGGAGGCAGCCAAGUAUGAAAAGAAAGUGAUGGUCCUAGACUUUGUAACACCUACGCCUCUGGGAAAUUCAUGGGGUCUUGGAGGAACAUGUGUAAAUGUGGGCUGUAUACCAAAAAAAUUGAUGCACCAGGCAGCUUUACUGGGACAAGCCUUGCAAGAUUCACACAAAUUUGGAUGGGAGUUUACAGAAGAAGCAGUCAAACACAACUGGAUGACUAUGACAGAAUCUGUUCAGAAUUACAUUGGCUCACUGAAUUGGGGCUAUCGGGUAGCUCUGAGAGAGAAGAAAGUCACAUAUGAGAAUGCAUAUGGAGAAUUUGUUGGGCCACACACAGUGAAGGCAACGAAUAAAAGAGGAGUUGAAAAACUGUACACAGCUGAGAGAUUUCUCAUUGCCACUGGUGAAAGGCCACGCUACCUGGGUAUCCCUGGAGACAAGGAAUACUGCAUUAGCAGUGAUGAUCUUUUCUCCCUGCCUUACUGUCCAGGGAAAACCCUGGUUGUUGGAGCUUCCUAUGUUGCCUUGGAAUGUGCAGGAUUUCUUGUAGGUCUUGGAUUAGAUGUCACUGUAAUGGUGAGAUCCAUUCUUCUAAGAGGAUUUGACCAGGAUAUGGCAAACAAAAUUGGUGAAUAUAUGGAAGAGCAUGGAAUCAAAUUUAUUAGAGAAUUUGUUCCAAUCAAGGUUGAACAGAUUGAAGAAGGAACUCCUGGAAGACUGAAAGUUACAGCCAAGUCCACAAAAGAUGACCAAGUCAUUGAAGAGGAAUACAAUACUGUGUUGCUAGCAAUUGGAAGAGAUGCGUGUACAAGAAAAAUUGGUUUGGACAAAGUUGGAGUGAAAAUCAAUGAAAAAACGGGAAAAAUACCUGUCGAUGACAUGGAGCAAACAAACGUGCCAUAUAUUUAUGCUAUUGGAGAUAUACUGCAGGACAGGCUGGAACUCACACCAGUGGCAAUCCAGGCAGGAAGACUGUUAGUUCGAAGGCUUUAUGCUGGGUCAACCAUUAAGUGUGACUAUGUGAAUGUUCCCACCACAGUGUUCACUCCUUUAGAGUAUGGAGCCUGUGGAUAUUCUGAAGAGAAUGCAAUACAGAAGUUUGGGGAAGAAAACAUUGAGGUGUACCAUAGUCAUUUCUGGCCACUGGAAUGGACUGUACCAUCCAGAGACAACAAUAAAUGCUACGCAAAAAUCAUUUGCAAUAUUCAAGAUAAUGAGAGAGUCAUUGGUUUCCAUGUCCUCGGUCCAAACGCUGGAGAAGUCACGCAAGGCUUUGCGGCAGCUAUGAAAUGUGGAUUGACCAAAGAACAGCUGGACAGCACCAUAGGAAUUCAUCCAGUCUGUGCAGAGGUAUUUACCACUCUGUCCAUCACCAAGCGUUCUGGUGAAAGUACCCUUCAGUCUGGUUGCUGAGGUUAAAGACCCCCAUUGCUGUUAUUGCCAGAGACUGACUUUCAUCGCUAUGGCUGACUUGCACAACUCAGAAGAAAGAUUUUGAAAGAAGUCAUCAUCAGAUGACUGCAGAAACCUUUAUGUUUCAGGCAGAGCACUCCACACUCCUGAGGAGAAGAACAAAAUGGGAGUUAGCCACCAGUGGUGAUUGACUGGCAAUCAACAAUGCAGUGGGCACAUUGACAGUCCAGCUGAUGUUUAGCAGGGCAUUUUGCACAUGCUUUCAUGAAAUCACAGCCUGAACCCUGCACUGUCUGGUGGGCAGUGAUGGAAGAACUGCUGGCACAGCUGAACAACAACUUUAUUUUUUUUCCUCUUUAGUUUGCUACUUGAACAAAGAACCAUCCUAACUCAAGAAUGUCACCGCAAGUUCAGACAACUGUGUUUGGAGUUAUAACACUGCAAUUGCAAAUUCUCCUUACGGGCAUGCAUUUUUACCAAUGACUGUUGCAUGCCAACGUUGGGGAUAUUAUCUGCAUGUUUGGUUAUGAGGAAGGAGGUAUCACUGGAAAAAAAAGAAAAAAAAAAAGUGCUGUCUACAAUAAUGACUCGUUGCUUCCAAGUGGACUGCUAUGACUGUUUAUUUGAGAAAUACUUGUUUCUGAAAAUAUUACUAAUGAGAAAGAAAAUAGUUUUUAUUAAGGCCUUGCUAUACAGAAUUUUUUUUUUUCCUGAUAGUAAUAACCUUGCAUAUAACACAGAAGUGACCUCUGUAGCUUUAUCUUGCGGUUUACAAGAUUAUAAAUAGUCCAGUUUGAAACUGAUUGAAUUCCAAUUUGGAUUGAAUUAUAUUUCAAGAGCACGACAUAGCUUUAUUCAGUUUGGAUAAAUUCUUCCUCUUCAGGUGUGCAGUGGUGUACCGCACGCUUUCAAAUCUGAUCUGGCCAUUUGCACACAGUGAUAUUGAGGCUUCCUUCACAUUGAUGGGGUGAUCAAAACCAAGCUGCCAAAAAAAAA